GCACAGUUUACUUGCUCCGAGUGUUUCAACCCCACGUAUAUCUAUUCUCUUCUACUCUAUCUGCUGAAAGGAUUCUGUCUGAUAUCAAGCUUGCUUGUUUCUCUGCUCUGCUGGUUCUCGCGCUCUUGCAGGACAGGAUCGGCACCGAAUACGGUAGGAAAAGUAUCGAUGAAAGUUAUCGCACUACGGCGAUAACUGAACAAAAAUAAGAAGUUAUGGAAACUCUCUCGCGAAGUCCGCAUGUGCCUUCGAUGAGCAUAUCAACAAGCGGGAGGGACUCUCCGCUCGUGUUUGCUCCGAAUAGCGAGUCGGAGGAGUGGAUUCGCGAAUGGCAGUCUAUAGAGGCAAAGGAGCUUAUCGAUAGUCAGAUUACAGCUAUAGACACAGAAACGUCUGUUGAGGAUGCUUGCGACGACCUAUUGUCAAAUGACAUGUCUUGUAUUGCGAUUAAAGAUCCGUCGGGCGCAUCGGUGUCAUCACCUUUUCUCGGUCUUUUCGAUUAUGCAGACGUGAACGCCUUCCUCACUCUUGCUGCAUUACAACAUAUGAAAUCAGCAGACGAACUACAUGAUACUCCACGUGCCGAAGAGAUCGUGAAGGCUGCGAAGGCGGGAAAAGUUCCCGUUCGGCUUGUCAGCAACUUGUCGGAAAAGGAUCCACUCGAGGUGUUGCCGGAUACUGCAACUCUCGUUGAUCUGCUGAGGGUCUUUGCCACGGGCAUUCAUCGAAUCCUGAUCCGAUCAAGCACCACGGAUUCACCCAACCAAAAAUACCUCGGCUUCGUCACCGACCGCUCUCUCCUUGCUUACUUCCAUGCACACGCACAAUCGAGUGCACCACUGAGCCGGUUCCUUGCAAAUGCCCUGCAUUCACUCGCGUUGCCCUCUAUUAGCCUGCGUGCUGCAGUCGUAUCAUGCACCGCGAGUGCGCGUGUGCUAGACGCGAUGGAAAGGAUGAGUGAGCAGGGCGUAAGCAGCAUAGCAGUCGUUGAGGAUACGCCUGCGACGGGUCCUGGCCAAAUGACCCUUUUGAGUGCGGUUAGUGUGACGGAUAUCGGAAAGCUCGUGGUCCCGGCACAGAGUAAUCAGAUAUUACAAAUGUCUCUUCAGCAGUUCGUUGCUCAAAUUAAGGAACCAGAUGGUUCGAUUAUGGAAACCGUUAUCGCUAUUUAUUUUUAAUACAAAGAGCAAGUACUGAGUAGAAAUCCGAACGGAAUACAAGGAACGUCACAUGAUGUAAGACAAGAUUGGAGGUACAAGUCCGAGCAAAUUUGGGUGACGUAAGGCAUGAAUAAGAUAGGCAAAAUAAGAAUCCC
Fomitiporia mediterranea MF3/22 is the source of this 1315-nucleotide messenger RNA. RefSeq lists its product as uncharacterized. The record is from RefSeq and is a predicted model, not a curated record. The transcript has 8 exons. Lineage: Eukaryota; Fungi; Basidiomycota; Agaricomycetes; Hymenochaetales; Hymenochaetaceae. The coding region runs from base 216 to 1178 and encodes 320 amino acids. Gene Ontology annotation, molecular function: protein serine/threonine phosphatase inhibitor activity.